AUGUCUAAAAGAAGAUUCUGGACCAUUGAGUCUCUUUAUGAAGAGCUGAUACAACAAGGUAUUCUGAAAAGACCAAAGAAAGUGAAACUCGCUGAUUACAUUGGUGAGUACAACUACCUGGGGACAGUACUUCGUCAAGCAGAUAUUGAACCGAUGCCUUCUCUCUCAGAUGUUAGACAGCUUAUUGCAUUGUAUGGAAUUUUGCCAUUAGGAUCCCAAGCUGUGCAUGAAAAAGCUCCUUUAGUGAAAACGUUGCUUUUGGCUGGACCAUCUGGUGUUGGGAAGAAGAUGCUUGUGCAUGCUAUCUGUAAUGAAACAGGAGCAAACUUGUUCAAUCUUUCUGCAGCUAACAUUGCUGGAAAGUAUCCAGGAAAAAGUGGUCUUCAGAUGAUGCUCCAUAUGGUUUUUAAGGUUGCUCGGCUGUUGCAGCCUUCAGUUAUUUGGAUUGAAGAAGCAGAAAAGACAUUUUAUAAAAAAGUGCCAAAAGCAGAAAAGGAGAUGGAUCCUAAAAGGCUGAAGAAGAACCUUCCCAAAAUUUUGAAAACAAUUAAAGCUGAGGACCGUAUCUUGAUUGUAGGAACAACUAAACGACCUUUUGAGGCUGACAGGAAAUCAUUUUGCAAAGUCUAUAAGAGAAUUGUUCUGAUUCCCAGACCUGAUUAUGCAUCAAGAUUUGUAUUUUGGAAAAAGGUAAUUGUGGAACAUGGAGGUGUGAUCACUGACAUACUUAACAUAAGCUGUCUAGCGAAGGUUACAGAUGGAUACACGUUGGGGAAGAUUCUGGAAGCGACUCAGGCAAUUCUGACUGAAAGGCGGAUCAAGCAGCUCAUCAGCAAACCGCUCACUGCUAGUGAAUUCAUCAACCCAUUAGCUAAGCAAGAUCCUGUCUACAAAGAAGAAGAAGAAGCUUUUAAGGAUUGGUAUGCUAAGACUCCACUGGGCAAAAAGAGAGCAAAAGCACUUAAAGCUGCCAAAGAAGAAGAAGGAACUGGUAAAGGGAAAGGAAAAGGGAAAAAGAAAAGUGGUGGCAAGAAAGGAAAAAAGAAGAAAUGAUUUUCAAUAUAUUUUGCAAUGAGUAUUGUCCAGAGUUAAUUCAUGUUUGUUAAAUGACAAUCCUUUAUAGUUUUAAGCAAGAUAAGCAUCUGAAGGUUAGAAAGUACAUUUUAGUUAAAGAAAAUUUGAUAAACACAAAUUCCCAUCAUCCAGUUUCUUUAGAUGGCUUGUUAUUUCAGUGUUUGUACAUUAAAGAUUGUGAACUGCAUCUUCCAUUCCAAUCCCAUCAUCCUUUUUGUGUUAAUCAUUGAGACUCUAUGCUAAAUGACUAUGUAAGUCUGAAAUUACAAUGCAAAAUCAUACUUUGUAUUUUUUUGUAUUUUUGUUCAAAAAGGAGUCAGUUCAUUUAUUGAUAAUAGUUGUUUAAACAGUGCUUUCUGUGAAGCCGAGUUCACCUAACAUGCAGAACUUUCUGCUAAAGCGGCUGUUCUGUCCAACACUGCUGCAUAUUACAAGUGCUAUAAUUUCUUCAAGAUGAAAGGUGCCCAAUGUGAUUUUGUUAACUUUUAGUACAAUGAGAAUGUAACAUAUUAUAGGUAUAUUGCAGAAAAUAAAUUAUGCAAUCAUUUUGUACUUUAAACCCUCCUAACAUGAACUGCUUCUGUCAAUGAAACUGCACUUUUACAGAAAUAAGUUUGUCAAAUUGUGAUUCCUAGAAUAAUUUUCCAAAUGCUCAUACAAUAACUUUUUUAAUACUCAGGAUAUAAAUAAUUGUAGGUGUUCCUUUAAAAUAAAUAUUGCUACAGUGAUUUUAGCAAUUCUUACAGGACCGAUUUUAUUUAUAUAAUUAAUGAUCCAAUAUUUUAACAAAUGAGCUUCAGUUGGCUUGCAGGAUAUUAUGUUUGUUCUUAGCCAAGAGGCGUAGUGCAUAAUGCACACCAGCAGGAAUAUUGCAGCCAACCAAAACAGCAAUAACAUGACAUAUUUUAAGAAUAAAUUGUAUGAAAUAUGAUACCCAACAUCUCAAGUGGAAAUAACAGCAAACAGCAGGAAUGGUAGCUGAAGUGGCAAUAAAUGCAUCAUAAAGUGAAUAAACCAAAACAUUCCAGCUACUUUAAAUUACCUGACUGAGAAAAGAAACCCUGUUCACAUUUUUUGAGCCUCAUAUUAAACUUUAAAGGAUAAAAAGUGUAAAGGAUUGUCCAUUCUUCUGAUA
This is a messenger RNA of Protopterus annectens (West African lungfish), 2209 nucleotides long. RefSeq names its product dynein regulatory complex protein 11-like. Lineage: Eukaryota; Metazoa; Chordata; Ceratodontiformes; Protopteridae. Bases 1 to 1053 code for a protein of 350 amino acids. The transcript has 8 exons. The record is from RefSeq and is a predicted model, not a curated record. Gene Ontology annotation, molecular function: ATP hydrolysis activity; ATP binding.